CUGAAAAGUAAUUUUCCCCACAUUUCAUGUGAAUCUGAACUAUUCAAAGGUUAAUUAGUUCAUAUUUUCCAACGAUACUGAUACUGAUAGAAAAGCGAUGGUUGAAAUAAAUGUUAACGGGAAGGUAGCCCUCAUCACUGGUGGAAGUAGAGGGUUAGGUUAUGCAAUUGCAGAAUCAUUUGUUUUGAAUGGAGCUAGUAAGAUCAUUAUCACAUCAAGAAAGCAAACUGCUUGCGAUCAAGCUAAAGAGACAUUAGAGAAGCUUGGUAAAGAUAAUGGCAAAAAUGUUGAAGUUAUUCCUAUUGCAUGUAAUAUUGCUGAUGAAGCCAAUGUAGAAGCUUUCUUUAAGGAAGUUACAUCAAGAAUAUCUAAGCUUGAUAUUUUGAUUGCUAAUGCUGGUGCAGCAUACGGAGAAACAUUCUUCAAACAUCCCAUUUCAGCGGUGAAGAAAGUAUUAGAUUUAAAUGUGGUUGGAGUUUUCCAUUGCGUAAAGUUAUUUGCUCCUAUAUUGGAACAAUCUGGAAAUAAAGAUGAUCCAUCAAGAAUUAUUAUUGUUUCUUCAGUUGCUGCAUCGGUUGCAACUGAUUUUGGAGGAACUUAUGGAUAUUUGGCUUCUAAAGCUGGUGUUAGUCAUUUAGGUAAGAAUCUUGCUGUUCAAUUGGGUCCAAGAAAUGUUAAUGUAAAUAUUAUUGCUCCAGGUAUAUUUCCUACCAAAAUGUCAAAAUCAUUGGUUACUAAUAAGAAAACAGAAUUAGUUGAUGGUAAUCCAUUAGGACGAUUUGGUCAACUUUCAGAUAUUCAGAAUAGUGUACUUUUCCUCUGUUGUAAACAAUCAAACUACAUAAAUGGUAUUAGUUUACCAAUCGAUGGUGGGUUAUAUUUGGUUGGUACUAAGAACUUAUCAAAAUUUUAGUAUUAACAGUUCUAGAUACAUUGAUUUAUUUAAGCAUGUGAUUAAUUAAGUUAAAUUAAAU
Messenger RNA from Scheffersomyces amazonensis, 974 nucleotides. RefSeq names its product SDR family NAD(P)-dependent oxidoreductase. The record is from RefSeq and is a predicted model, not a curated record. Bases 98 to 913 code for a protein of 271 amino acids. Lineage: Eukaryota; Fungi; Ascomycota; Pichiomycetes; Serinales; Debaryomycetaceae. The transcript has a single exon.